Molecule: messenger RNA, 2045 nt
Organism: Danio aesculapii
Lineage: Eukaryota; Metazoa; Chordata; Actinopteri; Cypriniformes; Danionidae
Gene: prc2
Exons: 14
Coding region: 123-1862 (579 amino acids)
Biological process (GO): microtubule cytoskeleton organization; mitotic spindle midzone assembly
Cellular component (GO): spindle; mitotic spindle midzone; cytoplasm
Molecular function (GO): microtubule binding
Source: RefSeq, a predicted model, not a curated record
AAAGACGUCAGCUGCGAUUCAAAUUUUACCGCUCGUCCUGUGCAGAGCGAAUCGAUAGUUGUUUAUAUUGAUAGGUGAUAUAUUUUUAAUAAUAUUAUUGACGGUGGUAAUACGGUCCAACGAUGACUUGUCGAAAGAGUGAAGCUCUGGCGUUCUCUCUUGUGACUGAGAUCAAUCAUGCGAUGGCCAGGCUUGUGGACAUAUGGGACAGCAUCGGCAUCAUGGAGGACCAAAGAGUGGAGAGAAUGCAAACUGUAAAAAAGCAUAUAGAUGGCCUUUUGCAUUCCAUGAUCAUGGAGGAAGAGGCUUUAAGACAUCGAAUCAAAACCGAUAUUAUCACCUUCCAGAAGCAACUGGACACGCUGUGCCUCGAACUGACUCUUGAACCGUUCAAACUGGAGGAAAAGCUUACAGUUCUCCAGAUGGAGAAGAAUCUGCGCUGGCACGUCGAGUCUCUUCAGAAAGAGAAGAAUGAGCGUUUAAGAGAGAUGAACGAUUUGAAGAAGCAGGACGAGGAGUUGUGCGUGACUUUGUGUGCUGAUCCAUAUUACAUCCCUACAGGAAGUGUGCCCUCUCAAACACAGCUGCAGGAGCUCAAGGAACACGUCGAGAGACUCAACAAAGAAAAAGAGAGCAGGGUGAAAGUGUUUUCUGGGCUCAGGGAGGACAUCAGGAAUCUGAUGGAUGAGUUGGGACAUGAACCAGAGAGCAGUCUGGAGCGGGAGUCUAUCUGCCCUGAUGCUGACAUUUUUCUGCUCACGCAUGACAAUAUCAAAGCCUUGAAACUGCUGCUCAGCCAGCUUGAAAUGAAGAAGGAAUCCUUGAUUUCGGCACGAGACAAUCUCAAGGAACGAGCCAUGAGCCUGUGGAAUCGUCUGAGCUGUCCCGAGUCGGAAGCCAAGGUGUUUAAGGAGCCAGCCAUGAGCACUCUAUCUGAUGACAUCAGACGGUGGCAGAGGUUUGUGGAGCAUCUGGAGGAGCUGCAGAAGGCUCAGCUGGAGGAGGUGAUCAAUAAGGUCCGACAAGAGAUUGUUGUUCUCUGGGACAAGUGCAUGUUUGGGCCUGACCAGAGAGAAGCAUUUGAUAUUCACUUUUGUGAUGAUCAAUACAACACAGAGCUGCUGGCCCUCCAUGACUCUGAGCUGCAUAGAAUGAAGAUUUUCUAUGAGGAAGCACAGCCCAUACUGGAGGACCUGGAGAAAUGGAAGCGGAACUGGGCUCUCUUUCAAGAGUUUGAGAGAAAGGCUGCAGAUCCCAGUCGCUUCAGUAACAGAGGAGGCUCUCUGCUCAGAGAGACUAAGGAGAGGGUCAAAGUGCAGAAACUGCUCCCAAAGCUGGAAGAGGAGUUGAAAGGCCGUGUGGAAGAUUGGGAGAUAGUAAAGGGUUUAUCCUUUCUUGUGUAUGGUCAAAGAAUCAUGGAUUACAUCUCCAGCCAGUGGGAAGAGCAUCGCUUGCAGAAAGAUAAGGAGAAGAAUGAAAGGAUGUCCAAGAAAACAGAAACCCCUCAGUUUAAAACUCCAACAAAGAGAGCCCACGGAGCAACAUGUGCCGCCACCCCAACCCCUAACAAAAUCAGAAAGACGCCCAGUCAGCUGGCUCCUCGCUCUGCCACUGUGAGCAGCAUCAGCAGCGCCAGCAGCAGCGGCUCCUCCACCACCUUCUUGUGUGUGCCAGGAAGACCUCAACUCUCUGCCAAGAGGACCAAGACCACUGAGACCAGUUCUGGCCCACGUCUGCCGCUGCAGGAUUUCAACAGUGACAAGAAACCAGUUCAGAUGAGCUACUCUGAUUUUACCAGUGAGCUCUACAGGAAAGCAAACGGCGAUGCGGUUCUCAAUUCCACCGUUAAAGACGUGCUCUGAUUGGAUGGGGAAAUUGUUUACCUUUUUUGUUUUUUUUAAAUAAAAUGCAUUUAGGUCAAUCAAGCCAGAAUUGAGAAUGUACAGGAUUCAAUUCUCAAGUGUUUUUCUUAUUGAAAUUUCAUAUGCAGUUUUUGUUGUUUUUAAAAAAGGCACAAUUAUUUAUAUAUAUUUUUACAAUAAAAU